This is a messenger RNA of Rubroshorea leprosula, 2020 nucleotides long. NCBI's taxonomy places the organism in Eukaryota, Viridiplantae, Streptophyta, Magnoliopsida, Malvales, Dipterocarpaceae. The record is from the annotation of a GenBank genome assembly.
GUCGAAUCCAGGAACACAUAUCCUCUCAGCCGCCGAUUCCUGUUAGAAAAAAUGGAUGGUUCUAGCAGAGGCAACAGUGGUGUGGAUAUGAUUUUACCAAAUUACAAGCUUGGAAAAACUCUUGGUAUCGGGUCCUUUGGCAAGGUGAAAAUUGCUGAGCAUGCACUGACUGGGCAUAAAGUCGCUAUCAAGAUUCUUAACCGUCGCAAGAUUAAGAGCAUGGAAAUGGAAGAGAAAGUUAGAAGAGAGAUCAAAAUUUUGAGAUUGUUUAUGCAUCCUCAUAUUAUACGACUUUAUGAGGUGAUAGAGACCUCUAGUGACAUCUAUGUUGUUAUGGAAUAUGUAAAAUCUGGGGAACUCUUUGAUUACAUUGUUGAAAAGGGUAGGCUGCAGGAAGAUGAAGCUCGUAAUUUCUUUCAGCAGAUUAUUUCUGGAGUUGAGUACUGCCACAGAAAUAUGGUGGUUCAUCGAGACCUUAAGCCUGAGAACUUGCUUCUAGAUUCUAAGUGUAAUGUGAAGAUUGCGGAUUUUGGCUUGAGCAACAUAAUGCGAGAUGGUCAUUUUCUGAAAACAAGUUGUGGAAGCCCAAAUUAUGCUGCACCAGAGGUUAUUUCUGGGAAGUUAUAUGCUGGGCCUGAAGUUGAUGUAUGGAGCUGUGGUGUCAUAUUGUAUGCUCUUCUUUGUGGUACCCUUCCUUUUGAUGAUGAAAACAUUCCCAACCUUUUCAAGAAAAUUAAGGGUGGAAUAUACACUCUUCCGAGCCAUUUAUCAUCAGGUGCUAGAGAUUUGAUCCCAAGGAUGCUUGUUGUUGACCCAAUGAAGAGGGUCACCAUUCCUGAGAUCCGUCAGCAUGCAUGGUUUCAAGCACACCUUCCACGGUAUUUAGCUGUUCCACCACCAGAUACAAUGCAACAGGCAAAAAAGAUUGAUGAGGAGAUUCUUCAGGAAGUAGUUAAGAUGGGAUUUGACAGGAAUCACCUCAUUGAGUCACUUCGCAACAGAAUACAAGAUGAGGCAACUGUUGCAUACUACUUGUUAUUGGACAAUCGGUUCCGGGUCUCCAGUGGCUAUCUUGGAGCAGAAUUUCAAGAGGCAAUGGAUGGUGGUUUUAACCGUAUGCAUCCAAGUGACCCAGUGCCUCCAGCUGUUGCGAGCCGUCUGACAGGAUAUAUGGAUUACCCAGGAUUGACACAAUUGGGCUUAAGAGGACAGUAUCCUAUCGAGAGGAAAUGGGCUCUUGGACUUCAGUCUCGAGCACAUCCUCGUGAAAUUAUUACAGAAGUUCUUAAAGCUCUGCAAGAAUUGAACGUGUGCUGGAAGAAGAUAGGGCACUACAACAUGAAGUGCAGGUGGAUUCCUGGCAUCCCUGGUCACCAUGAAGGCAUGGUUAACAAUCCUGUGCACAGUAAUCCUUACUUUGGGGAUGAAUCAAGCAUUAUCGAGAAUGAUGGGAUUAUUCAGUCACCAAAUGUCAUCAAGUUUGAACUGCAGCUUUAUAAAACUCGUGAUGAGAAGUAUCUACUGGAUCUCCAAAGGGUUCAAGGACCACAGUUUCUCUUCUUAGACCUUUGUGCCGCAUUCCUGGCGCAGCUCCGGGUCCUUUGAAAUAUGAGGUCUAUCCUUCCAAGAAGGCUGUUUGAUGUGUGUUCAUAUUGAGACAUACAGUGUAUAUAUUGCUGUUUAGUCUUACUUGAUCGCCACUGCCUUUAUAAUAUCCCUCCGUUUUAGAUGGGUAUUUGAUGUUUGGAGCCAAUCUAAAGGAUCUAGACUGGGAUUGUGCAAGGCACUAUUAGCACAGUCCAGGUUCUGACACACUUUGAUUUCCUCCCAAGCCCUAACUGAGCAGAAUUUGCAUGAGAAUCACCAUAUGCAUACUUAGCAGUGAUCUCAUUUUAGCUUCACCUGAGACUUCAUUCUCAAGAUACACUUCUUCUUGUUAAGCAUUUUAUCAUUACACCUCUAAUCCUAUUUAUUUGACUGUAUUUUUUUUUUUAUCAACAAACAAAAACUAUUUAUUAUU